Messenger RNA from Eriocheir sinensis (Chinese mitten crab), 3416 nucleotides. RefSeq lists its product as uncharacterized. The coding region runs from base 166 to 1437 and encodes 423 amino acids. NCBI's taxonomy places the organism in Eukaryota, Metazoa, Arthropoda, Malacostraca, Decapoda, Varunidae. The transcript has 7 exons. The record is from RefSeq and is a predicted model, not a curated record.
UUGAGCACUCAGUCUUGGCUGGUCCGUGAAGGGUGAAGGUGUGUGUGCCUGUGUGUGUGUGUGUUUGUCGCUGCCGAGGACUGAGUGAGUGUGAGUGCCAAGCUGGAGUGAGAGUCGGGUGCAAGGGAGUGACGAAGAGAGAGAAGGAGAGGCGGGACUUAUAAGAUGGGCGACCACAAGCCCUCCACGACGUUCCUCCUCCUGCUGGUGGCGGCGACGGCAGCGGCGACGACAAACAGAGUGCCACACUCGGUCGAAUGCACGAACCGGGCCAUGGUGGUGCGGGUACCGGCGGAGGGCGUGACGGCGGUGGAACUAGACAAGUGGGGCGCCCUGCCUGGCUGCGGCGCCCUCAGGAGCCCCACGCACUUCACCCUCACCCUCGCCCUGGAUGAGAAACUCGCCUGCGGCACCACCAGGGUCAGGAACAAGCUCACGGGUGAGAUGAUGUACUACCACCGCGUCGCCGUCACCCGGGCCUCCGAGCGUCAGGUGCUGCUGGUAAAAUGCAACCUCGCCCCGAACACCGACCACUCCAACAGCAUCGUCAAGAGAGACCUGCCCCCGGAGUUUGUGGAGCCAGACUACAUCGAGAUCACGUCCGAGGUGUCAGGAACGGCGCCCAUCCCUAUCCUCGGCGUCGGGGUGCGGCAGAAUGGGCAGCUGGUGGGCGGGCAGAUCAACGUCCGCCCGGGCACCCCUCUCACCAUGGAGGUGUUCCUGGACGACACCUCCGCGGACAUCUACGGCAUUCUGAUGAGCUACAUGGAGGUGACGGACACGGCCAACAAGCGGGAGACCAUGAUAUACAACGGGUGUUCCGUGGACCCGAUGCUCUUCGACAACUUCGUCACGACCACCGGCGACUACGUGUCCGCCAAGUUCCGCGCCUUCAAGUUCCCAGAGACCAACUACGUCCUGUUCCGUGGCACCGUGGACGUGUGCCUUGAUAAGUGCCAGGGGAUCGCGUGCAGCAACGGCCAGCUUGGUUUCGGGCGGCGGCGGCGCGGUAUCGACGACCAGGCGGCGGACCCCAACAAGAUCUUCGAAGUGACGAUGAUGACGUUCCUGAAGGUGGACGAGACGCUCAACGGUACCAAGACGGAGGAGAAGCGGCUGGCGGAGGAGGUGGAGAACCAUGUGGCGGCGGACAUGAAGGCGAUGGAGAGGGCGCUGCAGGAGGUGGCGGAGGAGAGUGUGAGGGAGGCCGCGGCGGUGGAGAAGGCGCUGAAGGAGGAGGCCGAUAUUGCAACGCCCUUUGGAAGACCCGCCAUUGUCUCCGCCGCAGGGACAGGUCGAGGGUCCUUUCGCGCUAGUGAAGGUGAGGAGCCCGUCUACAUCUACUACAACAGCGCCGUGACGCCCGCCCAGAGUCCAUUCCUCGUGGCCCUCACUGCUGCCGCUGCUGCCCUGCUCCUCGCCCCCCGCAGACACUGAUCCGCUGACCUGCAGGAGGAACUGAGUCUUUUUCUGUUCCUUUUUCCGGUGUAUACAAGAGCAGCUUCGUCUUUUUGUUCUCUUUCUUUUUUACGCUAACCAGCAGGAAGACCUCUGAUUCGUGCCCUUUUUCUUCUCUACUUGUUACGCUGCAGGAAGGUUUUGAUUUAUUCUUUUUUCUAUUUCCUUUCCGCUGACUUGAGGAGGAACUGAGUCUUUUUCUGUUCCUUUUUCCGGUGUAUACAAGAGCAGCUUUUUCUUCUUUACUUGUUACGCUGCAGGAAAGUUUUGAUUUUUUCUUUUUCUAUUUUCUUUCCGCUGACUUGAGGAGAAACUGAGUCUUUUCCUGUUCCUUUUUCCGGUGUAUACAAGAGCAGCUUUUUCUUCUUUACUUGUUACGUUGCAGGAAAGUUUUGAUUUUUUCUUUUUCUAUUUUCUUUCCGCUGACUUGAGGAGGAAUUGAAUCUUUUCCCCGCCCUUGGUUUCGGUAUAUACAGGAAAAAACUUCAACUUUCCUUUUCACUUUGCAGCAGGAUGGCCUCAGAUCUGUUCCCUUUUCUUCUUUGUUUAUUAUACUGCAAGAAGGUUCUGAAUCAUUUCCUUUCCACAUCCUUUUUGUGAAUCCUUCCUUACCUUGAUGACGACUAACGAAACACCCCUGUGGUCCACUACGGCGAGGUUUUCGUUUCAUACACAAGGCAAAUCAUCUCUUUCUCGGAUUGGUUUUCGAUACCUAAGUACAUGAGCUGUCUUGAAGGAGUGUCCAACAGGUGUGCUCUCAGUCUCUCCUCCCCACCUGGACUUGAGGCUGGUGCUGUCACUUCAUCGUUGUUUCGUUGCUUCCCGCCGCCCUUGCCUUGGUAGUGGACGACUCUUGCUCCGAUACACGAGUCGUCACUGAGUCUCCAUCGUGCAGCUUCCCACGACACUCCUGAGGAACCUCCCGCCCUUGGCCUUCCUUUCCUUGCCUCUGGCCAUGCUCUCCUUACUCCCAGCCCUCCAGCCUUCCUCCGGCCUCCCGUUCCUGCUCCUGGUCCUCUGCCCUUCACCCCCGGCCCUCGUACCCUCGCCAGGCCCGCACGCCCUCGCUGCUUGGCUUGGCUCCUUGGUUUUUGCAUUUCGUGGCCGUCCUUCACCGAGGGACGGAAGGGCUGCCUCCCUCGGGCAGGCCGCGCCAUUCUGAUAUUGAUCGAGCUUUAACGUCCUUGUUAUGAACCACUGGCAUUUCCAUCGUAAGUUAAGUUAGUCCCGGUAACUCUCCUCGCCCCGUCCCUCCUCCCGACGGCUGCUCGGCUCAACGACAAACUUUUCCCAGCCUUUUCAGCUUCAGUUUCAUGUUUCCAUUUGAGUGCCACAGUAGUUUAUGUAAUAAAUGGACUUUGUUUGUGUCAUAGUUUUACAGGUGCAAUGAACCUCAACACCAGUUUUGUUCACCCAGAAUGCAUUAUGGAACCCCAAACAUGUCCCCCGAACAGACCACAACGCAGCAGCCGCUGCAGACGUUAACACGGAGGCCGUGCGGCGCCCAGCGUGCGGCGUGCGGCGUGUUGUCCGUCGCGGCACGCAGCCCUGGGCGGCCGCCGCCUCCCGUCGCAGCUCCCAAAGCCGACCUUCCGUCAGUGUGUUGUUUUAACAGUUAGGGUAACGUGACUGUGGUGGUGGGAGGACACAGCCGCCCUGUGUCCCGCCUGUGUGUUGCCUCUGCUCCUAAUGUCUGCCGCUGCCACGCCGCCGCCGCCGCCUCUGCAGCACGCGUGUCGCCGCUGCAGGGCGCGGCCGUAUAUGGGCGGCGGCGUGGCCCGGACUUGUCAGUGGCACGGCCAGUUGCCAGUCAGAGAGUAGUGCCGCAAACUGGCCCUGCCACGCAAGUCUCCCGUGCCGGCCGCGGCCCGUAACAGCAACUAACAAAGUGCUUGUACAGCUGUACAGUAGAUUAUGUCCCGUAACAACCUAAUGUAAAAUAAACUGUGAUAGUUUCA